AUGCUCCAACGCUCACCCUACCACGGCCGCCGAAUUCGUGGCAUCGAGCUCCCCUGCCCGUCGUGCAUCCCGCUCUCGACGAAAGCCGCGUCGAUCAUCGCUUGUGCGGUGAUGUGCAUCGCGUAUGUCGUCUGGAGCGUCGUAUUGUGGAAGGGCUACUCGUUCAUCGUUGACUUGAAGAACAUGUCGAGCGACACUGCCUUUGACGAGCUCUCCCUCAUGGCUCGCUACACCUCCUUCUCAACCUACUUCACCAUCACCCUCUCCCUCCUCACCCUCGGCGCUCUCGUGGUGUCGAUCUUCCCGCAAGCCGAGACGGCGAAGUGGCUGAGCAGGAUGAUCUGGGUGGGCUGGUUGGCGACCUGGGGAUUCGGGGUGUUUGGGAUCUGCGCGUAUUUGAGCGCGGAUUCGUUCGUCAAAGCUGGGUGUAGGAUGGAUCAGGAGUGCUGGACGUACAGGGAGAAGUUGCGCGUCCGGGUCAUCCUGUCCGUCUUCGCCACCCUCGCCAUCGUCUUCUACUGCUCCAUCAUCCUCUCCUCCUUCGUCCACGUUCUUCACCCACACCUCUUCCUCGGUCCCGACUCGGACUCGGAAGACGACUUCUCCGACCCCGACGAGGCCGCCCACCUCGCAUUGGAAGACGAGCUCAAGCGCAGCGGACACUUUGCUGCACGCGGAGCGCUGAAGGACCUCAAGGACGAGCUGGGGAGGAGGAGGGACGCGAGUCAGAGCGUGAGCAGGAGGAGGACGCCGGCUGCUUCGAGGCAGGCGUCAAGCGACGAAGAGCAGCCGCCUGCGUAUAGGUCGAGGAGCAGGGGUUCGACCACGUCAGCGGCGAGGCAGAAGCAGACGGUCGCUCCUCAGGCGGACGAGUAUAGCAGCGGGUCUGAGGCGCACUCGAGUGACGACGAGGAGCAGGCGCGCAAGGGGUUGAUGCGCGCGGGUUCGUCGAGGACGGUCAAGUCGGGUCCUGCCUUGUCGAGUGACAGCGAGAGCGACGCGGGGACGAUCAGGGAGAAGUCUCUCGGCAGGAGCAGGAGGUCGCGGUCGCAGGCGAGGAGGUAG
Molecule: messenger RNA, 1065 nt
Organism: Rhodotorula toruloides NP11
Lineage: Eukaryota; Fungi; Basidiomycota; Microbotryomycetes; Sporidiobolales; Sporidiobolaceae
Exons: 3
Coding region: 1-1065 (354 amino acids)
Source: RefSeq, a predicted model, not a curated record